Messenger RNA from Strongyloides ratti, 1137 nucleotides. RefSeq names its product GPCR, rhodopsin-like, 7TM domain-containing protein. The transcript is spliced from 4 exons. Gene Ontology annotation, cellular component: membrane. The record is from RefSeq and is a predicted model, not a curated record. NCBI's taxonomy places the organism in Eukaryota, Metazoa, Nematoda, Chromadorea, Rhabditida, Strongyloididae. Bases 1 to 1137 code for a protein of 378 amino acids.
AUGGUGUGUGGAGUAUUGUCAAGAGAAGAUAAAGAUAAUUUAUUACAAAAACGAUUUUUAUUAGUUUCUGUUUUUGGUGGAUCAAUAGCUAUAUUUGGAAUCAUCGCAAAUGCAUUUUUAGCUGUUAUUUUUUUAUCAAAAAAGAAUUUUAGACACUCACCAUAUUUUUUUCUUGGGUUUGUUGCAUUAUUCGAUACACUCCUAGAUACAGUUUAUGUAAUGUUAAUGUGUAUACCAGUUUUGGCUGAAUUUUUCGAUAUAAAAAAAUUGUAUUUGAUAUGGAUAUCGUAUGCACGAACAACAUUUUUAUUUGGACAAGUAUUUAAAAUAUCAUCAGUUCUUUGUCUUAUACAUGCAUCACUAGAAAGAUAUACAUUGACGAGACACUGGACAUUCACCGGUUUUGAAUAUAAAACACGAUGGAUUUUAUUAAUAUGUGCAAUAUCUUCUGCCUUUUUUUUAAAAAUGUUAACUUCACAUGAUGUUGUAAUAGUUUUCCAACCCGAAUGUGAUUUUUAUAACAGAAUAAAUGUUGGGCAGAUAAGUAAAAAUAAUUUUUUAUCUGGAUUUUUAACAUUAGCAAUAACAUUUAUACCAUUUUGUACUUUAAUAUUUUUAAAUGGUGGAACUGUAAUUAUGUUAAAAAAACAAAAUAUUCAACAAUUAAGAUCAUUAAUAACAAGAUUAACUUUAGGACAAGAUGUUAUGGAAAUGAGAAGAAAAAAUUUAAAAGCUGCAACAUAUACAUUAUUAUUUAUAAUAACUGCUUAUUUGAUUUCAAAUUUAUUAAAUUUAAUAAUUAGUAUUAUUGAAUUUAUCUAUCCUGAUUUACUUCAAAUUUAUUAUCCAUACAUUUAUCGUUUAAUUGUUGAUUUGGCAUCAGUAUUAACAAUUAUUGGAAAUGCUAUAAGAUUUCCUGCACAUCUUUUUUCUAAUACAGAAAUACGAAAAGUAUUAUUAAAAAAUAUUAGUAAUACAGAGGAACCAAAUAUUGUUGCUGAUUAUAGAAGACCAUCACAUGUUGAUUCUCCAUGGUUUUCAUUAUUAUAUGCUGAACAGCCUUAUCAAAACAAUCUUUCAUCUCGAAAUUUUGAAUAUAUUGAUGCUCAUGUAAUUAGUAAAGCUACAGUUUGUUAA